Molecule: messenger RNA, 786 nt
Organism: Papaver somniferum (opium poppy)
Lineage: Eukaryota; Viridiplantae; Streptophyta; Magnoliopsida; Ranunculales; Papaveraceae
Exons: 1
Coding region: 1-786 (261 amino acids)
Molecular function (GO): protein binding
Source: RefSeq, a predicted model, not a curated record
AUGGAUGAUCUCCCAUUAGAGAUAGCAACAGAAAUAUUUUCUGGAGUACCAGCAGAAACAGUUCUAGAAUGCAAACGAGUUUGCAAAACAUGGCAAAUUCUCUUAUCACUUAACAAGAAUUUUGCUGAUAUGCACUUGCAGCGUCAACAAUUACCCGAGCUGGAUCAUGAUCACAACAACUAUAACAAUGGGGCUGCAGGUUCGAAGGUAAAUCUAGGUUUUAUGUUAAUAUUACUUGGGGAAGUCGAUAAAAACAAUAGUGUUCAACAGCUUUACUAUGGAGAAUAUAACGAGGGAACUGAUAGUACUUAUCACGACCAGAAGUGCAUUCCAACAUUUCCAAGAAAAAUUAACUUGAUCAAUCACCCUCCCAUUGAACCCCCUAAGUGCCGCACGGGUUCUCUAGCUGGUUCUUGCCAUGGUUUGAUUUGUUUAGAUAAACCUAGGAAGAGCGCCUUCCCAGAUUCAAUCCAUAUCUGUAAUCCCAUUACCAGAGAAUGCUCGCAUCUUCAAGGAUUUAACGAGUACCUGGAUGCUGAUAGAAGAUACCGCCUACAUAUUCGCUUUGGUUACAGUCCGCAAACCAACGAGUACAAGGUUGUCAGAAUCACAUAUAUAGGCCUACUUUCUAGUAUAGGAGAUAUACACGUAUACACUCUUGGUGGCGGCAGCGGGUGGAGAAAUAAAGGGGCAACCACAAGCGCGUUAUGUGGACGAUCUGGUGUCUUUGCUAAUGGCAGCGGGUGGAGAAAUAAAGGGGCAUCUUCAAGGACGGCGAGCAACUAG